UUUUUCUUUAUAUACAGAAUUGCCAAUUUUAUUGUGAAAUAAUGUUUAUUUUAAUUUAAAUAUUUGUGAUUGUGUUAUGAUUAGUAAUGUUAGUCUUGCUUGUUAGUUGUAUAGUUUACUGCCAUAUCUGCAAGAAUUUAAAAACUUGUUAACGAUAAAAUAUACAUAAUGGAUUCUAGAGCUGCUAAAUUAGCUUUAGCUCGUAAAAAGGUGUAUUCAUCACAGUGAGCUAACUAACCUGCUUUUUCAUUCUCACCUAUUAUUCCUCACUGGUGUCCUGCCAGCAUAACCCGUUGGCCCAGGUGGUGCUACCGAGUAGUAAAUAAAAAAAAAUUAAUUAAAAGAUCAUCAAGUGAAAAAGAAUGUAUCUUCACAGAAAGAAGAGGCAGUAAUGAUAACAGAAUUUGAUAUUCCUCAGGAUAAUCUACAAUCUGUCAUACAAAAUAAUGAACCUGAUCCAAAUAUUAAUUCACAUUCAUACAAUAUGGAAGAAAUUCAACAUAUUCAUAAUGUGAUAGAAUCCCAUAAUUUAAACCAAAAUGUCCAAACUCUUGAACCAGAUGUAAAUGUUACAGAGAUUCUGAUUUCUCAGAAAAGAAAUUUGGAGAUGCAAGUUGAUGAACAACAGAAGAAAUUAAAUGAAUUAGAAAAUAAAUAUACAUUAACAGUUCAGAAUUAUAAUGCAUUUCAACAGAAGUAUCAUAACUUAGAGGAUGAGUAUAAUGUCCUUUGUAAUAAAGAUAAAAUUCUAACAGAGAAGUUGCUUGAAAAGGAUAAAAUAAUUACUGAAUUGGAAACAAUUAAAUCAACAUUAUCAGAUCAGUACAAUAAUUUAUCAGAACAGUUAGAAUUCACUAAAACUAUGUUAACUGCAAAAGAGACAGAAAAUGCCACGCUCCAUAACCAAUUAUGCAAUGUUCAAAAUCAAUUAGACGUAAUGAAAUUACAACUUCAGCAAUUAACAAACGGCACAAAUUCUGAAGUUACUAUCAAAAAUGACAAUUCACUUCAAACUGAGGAAAUUUUACAAAAAAUUGCAGUCUUAGAACAGCAAUUGAAAAUGUCACAAAAAGAAAAAGAUCAGAUCAGUGUGCAUUAUGAACAUUAUGUGAAUGAGUUAAACCAACAACUAAAAUCAGUUAUGUUAAAAAAUGAAAAUAUGUCCAAAGAAUUACAGAAUUUAUCUAACAGAGAGACUAGCUUGAUUGAGCAGAUAAGUGACAUGGAAAUUAGAUUACAAAAUUAUUGUAUAAAAAAUGAAGAUGUUGAAAAAGAUAUAAAAAGUAAAACCAAUGUUGAAGAGCUAGAGAAAAAUUACAGUAACCUACAGGCUACAUUGGAAGAUAUUAAAAUUAAAUAUGAAGAAAUACAGGAAAAAUAUUUGGCAAGUGUAGCUAAAAUCAAACAAUUAAGUGAAAUGGAAGAUACUGAACAUAAACAUGACAUAUUGAAAUUAAAUGCAGACAUUGCAAGUGAUAAAGUUGCUGCACAAAGGGCUACUGAACAGAAUAAGAAAUUGAAAAGUGAUAUGCAGAAUUUGGAAGAAGCUUAUGUCAAAAUGAGCAGUGAUAAGUUGGAACUUACUGAAAAGUUGGCAGCAGAAAAAUAUUUGAAUCGAGAACUAACCAUUAAAUUAGCUGAAGUAGAUGAAAAGUCAAAGGAAAUACAUUUAAAACUAAUGGCAAAGGAUGAAGAAAUGAUUAGACUACAAACCGCUUACCGGAAUCUUGAACGAGAAUUUGAAAAACAAUCUCGUGAAAUCCAGCAAUCAGAAAAACAUUGUACAGAACCUCAACCAAUUGAACUUCAAAAUAAGUCUGAUCUUCCGGAAAACCUCGAACUUAAUGAUAAAGAAAAUGUGAGUGCAUGUACAUACAAUCACUGCAGUGAUGAACAACAAGGUUCUUUCAUUGAGCCAUCAAAUACAAAAAGUCAUUUAACUUAUCAGAAUGAUGACGCCAUGUUAAAGCUUCAGGAACGUUUCCUAAAAAUAAUGGAAGAAGUUGCAGAUUUAUCAGAUGAAAAGCACAGAUUAGAACAUAUAAUAAUGCAAUUGCAAAAUGAAACUGAUACGAUAUGUGAAUAUGUCGCAUUAUAUCAACAGCAACGAAGUUUAUUAAAAAAACGUGAUGAAGAAAGAAGCGCCCAAAUAAAAAUUUUCCAAGAGGAAUGUGAUAAACUUAAAAACCAGAUAGAAGAGUUAAAUAAUAUUCUAACAACAUUUGCUGACGAUAAAGAAUUAUCAUCUUAUUUUCAAGAAGAAUCAAAACAUAAAGAAUUACAAAAGGUAAUUAAGUUGAUUUCGCAUCUUAAAAAUAAUUGUUUAUUUGACCCUAACAAAAAUAAUGUUGAUUUCAAAAACUUUUAUCCUUGUAAUUGUUGUUCUGGUAAACUUAUUGAAGUGUAAUGAUUAAUAAUAUGAAUACAAUAAAUUGUAUUAUUAUUUAUUGAUAAAUUACUAGCAUGCUCACAUGUAUGAGUUUCUGAAAUAUACAAUAACAAUAUUUAGAUUUUUUACAGUAAUAUCAUUAUACCUAUUAUUAAAUUUGACUAUUAUAUAUUUUUACAAAAUAGGUUUAUUUGUAUUAUAAAAUUCCUAGAAUCGAUAUUUAAAAGUGUAUGCCAUGAAAACGGGAUGGACGCUUUCGAUAUAUGCUGGCGGAACACACAAUAAACAAAUGAUUUAAUUUUUUUUUCUCAAAAAAUGUAUAGUAAAUAAAUAAAUAAAUUUAGUAAAAAAAAAUAAUAUAUAUGCUUUUUAUUGAUAAACCCUAAAAUUACAAAAUAAAAAGCAAAGGCCGAGAAUUUUGUAAAAUGUUGAAAACAAGUUUUGGUCAUCAUUGUUAUUUCAUCUUUUAAUAUCUAUAUUUCAAGCUAUUGAUAGGUAAUAAUAAAGGAAAUAAGGAAAUGUAAAUAUGUAAUUUUGGUAAUAUAAUAAAUAUGUACAAUUUA
Molecule: messenger RNA, 2952 nt
Organism: Galleria mellonella (greater wax moth)
Lineage: Eukaryota; Metazoa; Arthropoda; Insecta; Lepidoptera; Pyralidae
Product: interaptin-like
Exons: 5
Coding region: 392-2407 (671 amino acids)
Biological process (GO): Golgi organization
Cellular component (GO): Golgi cisterna membrane; cis-Golgi network; Golgi cis cisterna
Source: RefSeq, a predicted model, not a curated record